CAACACUUCCUGGGCCGCGGGCCCCCGAGCGGCGGCGAACGAACGAACAAAGCCGACGCGCACGCGCCGCUGACUCCUCCCCCAACACCCCACCCACCUUCUCCGUCUUCUUCCUCCUCAGACCAACGGAGCCGACCCGAUCCGGUCAAAAUCCAGACGACUCACUGCUUCCUCCGCCCUCCCUCCCUCCCGCCCCGAUCCCCCGCCAUGGUGUGCGUGGCGUGCCUGAUCCCGCUCUUCCUCAUCCCCUUCGUCAACGCGCUCCCCUACCUCUUCGACCUCCUCCUCAGCAAGGUUUAUCGCAUGCUUGGAUGGGAAUACAGGAGGCCCGAGAGAGUCCCAGCUGCCUGCCCGUUCAAGCCUGCAGCAAACAAGACUGAAGGUGUGGCGGGUGAAUCAAAACCAGUAGCAAAUCCUCAUGUUGCAAGUGCAAAUCCUCUGGUGGAACCCCAGAGUGCUACCACAGAAAUGAAGAAAGAUGAUUAGAACAUGUAACGCUCGCCCGAUUUGACUUAUGUGAACAACUCUCACUAUUUGUAUUUGUGACUGCGUCGUAACCGAGAAAUAAUUAAUGUAAGAUUGUAUAUUUGGGCAAGGAGAGGGCAGGCCUGGCGCAGUGGUGAAGUCCUCCCCACUUGUGCCAAGAGGUCCUGGGUUCGAACCAGCCUCUCUGCAUUGCACUUUGCAGGGGUAAGACUAGGUUCCUAUAAUCCCUCCCCAGACCCCACCUUGUGUGGGAGCUUCUAUGCACUGGGUCUGUCCUUUUUUGUAUAUUUGGGCAAGGGAUUGCUAAAAUAUUCCGCUUUCAGCAUAGGUUA
Triticum dicoccoides is the source of this 818-nucleotide messenger RNA. RefSeq lists its product as uncharacterized. Lineage: Eukaryota; Viridiplantae; Streptophyta; Magnoliopsida; Poales; Poaceae. The coding region runs from base 208 to 486 and encodes 92 amino acids. The record is from RefSeq and is a predicted model, not a curated record. The transcript is spliced from 4 exons.